CUGUGAUUCAAGUUCCCGUCACUUGGACUUCUUAAGCAGUUCUAACUCAUGUGCGUUUAUUCGAAAAUACCCAUGUAUUAUCAGUGUUCUGUGAGAAAUUUUUGUUUUUAAAUAUUAGGUUGCCAUGAUAGAUGUUGAUGACUUGUGUUAUACGUUCAAGUGAAAUUAAUGAAUUGGUUACCAAAAAUUAAAAAGUUUUAUAAGGAAGGAUUAAUUUGCGGCACAAUCAAGGCAUAUUCAAUUACAUUGCUAUGGAUAAAACCAUAAUAUUAAUUUUUAUUAUUAAAUUAAUAUUUUGGACACAAACUGAAGCCACUCAGAGAUGGUCUCGACAGAUUUCCAAUAGUGAUUGGGUUCCUCUAACACAUCAUAGACCUAGUCAAAGAAGUGAUAGUCACUCACAAGAAAAUGUAUUCUCAUCUUCUUCACAAAUAAAUAGAGGUUCAUCUGUGUCACUUUCACCACCUCUUCAAAAACAAUAUCAAGAUCAGUUGUUGCAACUACAAAGAACUCAAGAAAGUAUUGAGAAGCUUUUAAAUCUUCAAGAACAACUCAGAAUUCAACAACAACUACUUCAGUCGCAUGCAUAUAUUCAGGAUGGCAUUACCAAUCGAGAUCAAGAUAAAGAGACAUUUCAUCAAAGUAGGAUACAAAACGUACAAGCAAUUCCUCAACUAGUUCCAGAUGUUUUAAUGCCUCCAAAUGCGGUAUAUAAAUCUUCAUCCCCAAUAUUUUCUGAAUCAAAUCCGCAAUUGAAAGACGAAAGACAAAAGUUAAGAGGCUCUGGAACAUCCAAACUUCAUCAUAAUUCUGAAAAUCGAUUUAAAGUUAAUAGAGAACAUUAUUUUAAAGAUUCGAAACAGGAUGCAUCACCAGAUGAGGCAUUCGAAAGUCAUAAACGUUACAAAAAUGAUAAUAAGGUUAAAUUUUUACCACAGCCGUGGUCAAAACAAGAUGAAUCUGACGAAGAGAUUCAGUUAGUCUAUGUUCCAGCCGAGACACUGCUUCAAAAUAGUCAAGAAAAGAAUGAGAAAGAACGGUCACGAAAAAAGCAAAAUUUAAAUAAUUAUCAAGAUAGCCAGGGAGUUCAGUUGCCACCAUCAAUAUUGAGCCAAAAAAGUUUUUCUCUUAAACAUUUUGAUCAGUCUCAAGAUAACAUAAAUGAAGAGGAUCAAUUUUUCCAAGAAGAAGGAAUAAAAGAAAUUUUACCCUUACACGGCGAACAAAAAGAUUUUCAGAAGAAUUCACAGGUAUUUUCAAACAGUAUGACAAGGAAUCACGAGCCAGAUAUAAUAAAAGAUGAAAUUAAACAAACUGAGUUACCAAAAGUUUAUGAAGGCAGAGAAAAACAGGAGCAAGAGAGGAGAAAAUUAAUAGGAAGUAGAACAAAAGAAGGUAGAAUAAAGCAAAAUCAAGAUAAAGAACAAUAUGAUAAACAAACACCUUUAGAAAGAAAAAAAGAUACCGAAUAUCAGAGAAAUAUUAAUUAUCAAAGUGAUAUGGAUUAUUCGAGAGAAGCGCAUAGAUUGAAAGAAAAUCGUAGAAUCUUACCACGUCAAAAACAAUCUUCUCAAACAGCUUUUAGGCAACUACCUUCUAGAAAUGAACCCUAUAUGACUCAAGAUUAUCAAUUUAAUGAAGAUAAAAUCCCACAGUCAUUAAUAAAUAAUGAGCAGCACUAUCAAUAUUUUACAAAUGACCCCGACAAUGUUACAAAUAACAGGAAGAAUAAAUUUCAACCACAGAUUGAUCAACAUUACUCAACUGAUGAUGAAGAUGACGUCACUACAACUUCCGUUUCCCCUAAUCAACCACCUUUAUCAAUUUAUUUGUCAACAAAAGUAGAACCUCAGAAAGUUGAUGUUAAUGAUUUACUUGAACUUCUACAAAAUGCAAAGUCAAUUGCAGUGGUGGAUGUUAUACAUCCAAAUACUCCAAAAGUAUUUGUUGGACCAGCAUAUCUAGAGACUCCACCUGGAUACGUCAAAUUUGAUCUACCUUAUUUGUCUUCAAUUGAACACUACCUUUUUGAUAAAGAUGUACAAAGAUUUCCUUUUUUUGUGGCUCCUCUAAGUUUUGUACCUCGGCGCGGUUAUUUCAAAAUUCCUUUCCCAGCUCCUCAUAUUGGAUCCAUUAUUGUUAGUACAAUAGAAAAGACAACAGAAUCAGAAGAUUAUAAAAAUCGUCACAAUUCUAGUCCCUCAACAGAAUUUAAUUCAUAUACUUUCAAUUCUUAUCAAACACCUAACGAUAAAAUUGCAACAACAACUGACUACAGUACUGGAGUUGUUGAUUCCUCUUUGUAUAAAGAAUCGCAGUUUUAUCAAGAUCAAAAACCUUUAUUUCCUGCUGUGGAUACAGAAAAAGAACAAUUAAAAAAUAUAGAUUAUUUUAACAAUUUUCCAUCAUCUUCAGGUUAUCAUGAUACAAGUUUUGUAACUCCUUCUUAUCAGACAAAUUCUCCUCAAAGUACGCUUCAGUAUGAAAAAGAAAUGUUAACUAUUCCCGAUUCCCAAACAGGAAAACAUUUAUAUAACCCCACGUAUGUUACUGAAAACCAAGAACAAAACCUCCAUAAUCAUCAUGUUCAUAACUCUAAUGUUGAGCCCUUGGGUCCUACUGCUACCAAUACUAACUAUCCUUCACAUUACGAACCAGAGAAAAAACAAGUAAUUAAAUCAAGUCAAUACAAUUUGUCUGCAAAAUUACCAGCAAUAUCGUCACAAUUACCUGGAUUGGUAAAUUCAUUAAUGGAAAAAAAUGAAGAGAUACAUUCUUUGACUACACCACUUACCACUAGUACAACAACUACAACAACUGAAGCAUCACCUACAACUGUACGCAGUCGUGGAAGACAAAGGGUAAGAGUUGUUCCAACAAAAAGUACAACAUUACAUCCCCCUGUAAAAUCAGCGACAAACAGAUCCCAGAGACCAUUCACUCGAUCUAGAACCCGUUUAACUACAACUACUGAAAAAUACCAAAGAAGUUCAUAUGAGCCUAAGAAGAGUAAACCUGAAACAACUAAUAGGCAUUACACAGAAAAUGAAUCUCGUAAUCCUUCGAAUGAAAAAAAUCAAAAAGUCAGAGGAAGAAAUAAAAUAAAUCAGUCAAAGAGUGGGGAUCAUUUGCCAAACGAACAAGGUUAUUCGUCUAAUCAACAACAAGCAGAAAAAGCCUAUUCUCAUCAAAGUUCCACAGUUUAUUCAAUAAAUGAUGAUGAAGCUCCAAAAUUCCAGAGUGGCUCUACGUUUCAAAAUAUUGGAUCCCAAGAACAAUCUUCAAAUUAUAGUGACUUUAUAAAUCAACAAAUUUACCAACAAGAUCGUCAAUUUACAAAUAAUAGCAGUCGUUCCCCAUAUACAAACGAAGAUUUAAGAUAUCAAACAGAAGCCACACCGUCAACGUUAAAGGAUUAUUCAUAUUAUUUGCCUAAGAAAACUGGAAAUAAAGGUUAUACAAACGUUGAUCCUACUCAAGUAUCUGAGCUUGAUGAAUCUUAUCAGCAAGAAUACUUACAAUAUAAUGGUGCUUUUCCAAGUCAUGUCAAUCUGAAGUCACCAAAUGAUAAUUACGAAUCAACUGAAAGAAUAAAUUAUGAAACUUACCAAACUGGAGUUACAAAUAAUUUUGACACUUCACAUUAUGACUAUUCUACGGAUCAACCAACGGAGCAGUUGACAGAAUUUCCCGUAACUCCAACAACUUUAAAUGCACGUGUAUUAGGAGUUAUUAAAGAAAAACCAAGAGAGCGUUUAAACGAACGAGUUCAACAAGAAGUACAAACCCAUCAUAACAAAAUGCAACCUGAAUAUGUUCGUAUUACUUCUACAAUAAAUCAACAUACGAAAAAAUCAUCUCCUAAUUUAGGUAACCGAAACAGAGAAAAUAUAUCUUCCCGAUUAAGAACACGUACUCGACCAAAUUUUAAAGAUUCACAAAUACAAGUCGAUGGUCAACAUUAUGUGAGAAUUCAGUCUGCCAUGAAAGACAAAGAAUCGAUCGUUUCAUCUGCAACUCCAGAGUCAGUAACUACUUUAGAAGAACCGGAAACUUUAGAGGAAUAUGGAUUUUUCAAACCACCAAAUUUUCAGUCUACACAUUCUGAAGAAAAUGUUCAUUUAAGAACGAAGGAAAAUCAAGGACACAUUAAAAAUGAACAAGAUAGUGCAGGAAUAUAUGCAGAUUCAGUAAUAACACAAAAACAUGAUUCUAAAAAACGGCCAAUGUAUUUAUCUUUCAAUAGAAAUUAUCCCAAUUCUAUAACAACGACACGCACAACACCUAUUUCUUUUGAACAAUCUAAAAACACUUCAACUUCAAAAUCAAAUACUGACGAAACAAAAGUAACGAAAAUUCGAGGUAGAGUGAGAAGACCUGGUAGAAAACGAAUUACCACAACUACUACUGAAGCUGCAUUAGAGGAUCGUAAUGAAUUACAAUUUAAUGAAAAUUAUUUUCAUAUGGCUGAAGUGACGCCCAAAAGUUUCUCCACAACCAAUAAUAAGCAGUUAUACUUCAAUCGCAGAAAUUUACCCAACCGUAAACAAGGAAACUUGGAAGAUCCACAGGAAUUUGUUUUGAAUGUGCCAAAAACAUAUUCCAAUCAAAAUGAGCAGUCCACUAUUCCAUUUCAAAAAUACAUCCAGAGCAGUAGUGGUACACAAAAACAUUUGCCCUUACAACAAUCAUCUGAUAUUUACGAAGCAGAAAGUCAGUGGUCUACAAAAUUAUCAGGAAAUGCUUACCAACAAACUUACUCUUUACACGAUAUAAAAAAUUUAGAAAAUAAUAACACUUAUUUAGAUAGUGAAGAAAGCAAACAAAGCUUUCAAGAAACUACAACUGUUGGUACAGAUACUGAAAUUUCUAUCACCAUCCAACCAUUGGUAAAUUAUGAAAAUAUUUACAGCCAAGAUGUUACAUCAAGCGAAAAUAAUAAUGUGGAACAUACUGAAAAUUCUGGAAUGAUAACAAUUUUGAAUAAUGAUGAUAACAAUAAUCAUAAUAUUAAUGACUACAACAACAUCAAAAACAGUAAUACCAGUAACGGAAAUAAUAUUAAUGUAGAAGGAUCUAAAAUACAAACUGUUAAUGAAUUUAAUCAGGAAAACAUUAAAGCUGACUCAAAUGAGGAACUUACAACAGAGUCUCGCAUAAAAAAUGAAUCUCGUAGGAAGGUUGGGUUUCGGAGAAGAAAAGUUAAAGUCAGAGUAAGUCCUGUUUCUGAAGAAUUUGUAACCGCAGAAUCUCAAAAUUAUGGUUCACCUGUUAACAUACUUAUUAAACAGUCGAAUAAAGAUAGUACAUUUAAUGAUAAAUUUCAUGAUACAAAAUCAUCAUUUUCAAUUACACAAGAAGAAACAAGUUCGAAAGUAAAUAAUGACUAUGUUGAGAUGUUAAAAGUAUCUAGUGAAUCUAUUGAUGUGAUUAAAGAAACCACAAUGUAUCCAUCUACUGAUGCUGUAAGACAAACGAAUGAAAUUAAAGAAUUUAUUGAUGAGACAACAAUAAAAGUUGAAAGAACAACUAAACCAAAAGUACAAUAUUUUGAUGAAAUAUUUGAUUUUACAGAAAAUCCAAAUUCUUUUUUUAGCAGCGAAAAAGAAUCUAAUUUGGAAGACAUAAAAACUCAGACACAAGCUAAAGAAUCAUCCGAAUCUUUAAACGUAACUAAAGUGGACAAUACUAUUGACAAUAGCAUCAACAUUUCAACUGUUAUUCAUCCAAAAAAUCACAGAUUAGAGUGGAGUGAAAUAAAAUCUACUAACUCAUCUCUCUAUGAAAUUGCAAAAAAUGAGACCAUGAAUUCCAGAACUCAAACAAUGUUGGAAAAUGUAAAAGAUGGAAGUAGAAAUAGUAAAAAUAAAACCAAUAAAAUUUCUGACUAUGUUCAAGCAAUUUUUGAUAGCAUCAAAAAUGAUAAUGAAAAUAUGAAUGUUGAACGAAGUUUUCUACGUCCUGUUCAGUUUAAUAAUUAUCAAACUACAAAACAUUCCGUUGAAGAUAUAACAAAAGAACAUAAAAAUGGCAAUUCUAAUUUUAAUAUUACGAAUAAUUUAUUUUCUAAGCCACCUGAAGUUACAAAACUAGGUGAGAUUUUAAGAACAUCAACAACUACAAAAGUUUCACAUAUGACUGAAAUUUGUUAUCGAGGUCGCUGUGUAAUGACAAAACCAAAAGUAGAUCAUUCUACGUAAAAUUAAGUUAUUGAAUUGAUUUAUAAUCGCAUUUUAUUUGGUUUGAAUAAAAGAGCUUAAAACUGUUCUUUUAAAUUUAAAAAGGAGAAUGUAACCAUUAAUUUGGUUAAUAAAACACAAUACCGAAUUUUCAUUUUCCGUUUGUUUAUUAUUUAUUCGUAUGAAGUUGCGUUAAUGUCUUGAGAGUUAAUACUUCGAAGUUUAAAGUUUGUGUUAAGGUUUAAAAAUUUAGGAAAGUAACAAAGACAACAAAUAUGCAAAAUGUUCAUACAUCUUUAAAAACACAAUUAAAAAUUCAAGAACAAAGCACAGUAAAUAGAAUAAAGCAAACUUAAAGAACAAUAUUAAUGUUUUACUUACCUAAUUCUUUUGUAUUCAAUGUGCUUUUUAGAGAAAAAUACAAUAGUUUUGUAGAAAUUGUAAAAAAAUUAAAAUUUUCAGUUAUAUUGUUUGAGUAUGUUCCACGUAUGAACUAUGAUGAGAGUAAAAGACAUAAUAUAAAAACAUGAAUUAGUUUAAUAAUAAUAUGCUUUAUGUAAAAAUAAAUCAAAAAUUAAAUAAAUAUAUAUAUAUAUAUAUA
Molecule: messenger RNA, 6780 nt
Organism: Leptopilina boulardi
Lineage: Eukaryota; Metazoa; Arthropoda; Insecta; Hymenoptera; Figitidae
Exons: 10
Coding region: 252-6200 (1982 amino acids)
Source: RefSeq, a predicted model, not a curated record